AAUAUUAGUAUGUGAUGAAGCUUUAUAUAAACUGAAGAGAUGGUUUGGAAAGGUUUGCCCCAGUGAAGCACUCCAUCAUCAUGGGGAGAACUUUGCCGUUAUUUGCUCUUUUGGUGUCUCUUCUGUCACCGUCCCUGGGUGAUCCUCUAUAUAUACUGACUGCUCCCAAUAUUUUGCGAAUUGAAAGCGAAGAAACUGUUGUUGUGGAAGCCCAUGGUGUCAAUUUUAACAUUGAGGUUCAAAUUAAUUUGCUUCUCUACCCUGAACAAAGGAUCUCAUUAAAUGUAACCAAAAUAUAUUUGUCAUCAGAAAACAACUAUAUAGAUUCUGCUACUGUUAAGAUACCUGCAGAUCAACUUCCAAAGGCAUCCACGGCGGACCAGUUUGUAUCUCUACGAGCAACAUCAGGUUAUUUUAGUUUGCAGAGUGUUAUCCUCAUUACACGUCAAACAGGACACAUCUUUAUCCAGACUGACAAACCAAUCUACACACCGACUCAAAAUGUGCUUUAUCGCUUGCUCAUGGUGGACAAUGAGCUGAAGCCAAGCAAAAGUUCCACAAUUGUUGAAUUUGUGAAUCCCCAAAAUGUUGUUGUUGAAAGGAAGGAAACCUUUAUCCACGGUUCAGCCGGAAUUGUUGGAAAAAUCUUUAAAAUACCAGAGAUUGUGAACAUUGGAACAUGGAAGAUUGUUGCAAGUUACAAAGAAGCCCCUGAUGCAAAUUUCACAACUCAGUUUGAAGUGAAGGAAUAUGUGUUGCCAAGCUUUGAAGUUACCUUGGAUCCAGAGAAGCAGUUUUUCUACAUUGAUGACACAGAAUUGUACGUUACUGUCUCUGCAAGAUUCACUUAUGGAAAAGCCGUCGAAGGUCGAGCCUUUAUUCUGUUUGGAGUAGUGAAAGAUGGUGAAAAGUUGAGCAUUCCAAAGUCACUUCAAACAGUGCCUAUUAUAAAUGGCAAUGGAGAAGCUAUCUUGAGAAAGGAGGACUUAACUGCCAGCUUCCAAGACAUUAACUCACUGGUUGGGUGUUCAAUCUAUGUCACUGCAAGUGUUAUCACACAUGCAGGCACUGACCUUGUAGAAGCAGAAAAAACAGGCAUAAAAAUAGUUGUCAGCCCAUAUACAAUCUUGUUCACCAAAACUUCCAAGUAUUACAAGCCUGGGAUGCCCUUCGACAUGAUAGUCUAUGUAACAAAUCCUGAUGGUUCCCCUGCCAGUGGAGUUCCUGUGAAGGUCGAGGGGUAUGAUGUCAAGUCGAAAACCCAAGAUGAUGGAAUUGCCAAGUUAACAAUUAAUACAAAUGGACAGCCAAAGAACUUUGAUAUAACAGUUUCAACAGAAGUUCCCAAUACUCCCCGUCAACGACAGGCAUCUGCAAUGAUGACUGCAGAGCCCUAUUUGACACAAAGUGGUUCAAGGAACUACCUGCACAUUGGCAUUUCACAAACAGAUCUAAGACCAGGUCAAGAUUUAUUGGUUUCUCUGCACUCCCAAACUGACGACAAACAAGUCCAGGAGCAAAUAAAAUACUUCACCUACAUGUUGAUUAACAAAGGGAAGAUAGUUGACUUUGGGAGGAAGAAGAGAAAUAAGGAUCAAGUCAUUAUUUCCAUGCAGAUUCCAAUCAGCCCGAAUUUAAUUCCAUCAUUCCGACUGUUAGCUUAUUACUACAUUGUAAAGGGAUCACAGGUCGAAAUUGUUGCCGAUUCUGUGUGGGUUGAUGUGAAGGACACAUGCAUGGGAACACUGAAGGUUUCUGCUGAUGAGAUGAAAGUAUAUAGUCCUGGAGACGGGUUCAUACUGAAAGUGUCAGGGGAUCCUGGAGCAAGGGUCGGACUUGUUGCUGUUGAUAAAGCAGUAUUUGCACUGAGUAAGAAGAAUAAGAUAACACAGAGUAAGAUCUGGAGUGUGGUGGAGAAAAGUGAUAUUGGUUGCACUGCUGGAGGUGGUAGAAAUAUCACUGGUGUUUUCUCAGAUGCAGGAUUAGCCUUUGUAACGAGCACUGACGUCAAGACCGAAACAAGAACAGAGCUGAAGUGUAAACAGCCAAAACAACGCAAGCGUCGUGCAGCAAAUUUGGGGGAGGCCAAGGCAGAGAAAUUGAAGAAGUUCACAGACAAAGUUCUGCGUCAGUGUUGUGAUGCCGGAAUGAAGGAGAACUUCAUGCAUUUUAGCUGUAGUAAAAGACGGAGACAAAUAAAACUCGGAAAAGCAUGUGCAGAUGCCUUCACAGAAUGUUGCGAGCAUGUUCACCAAUAUAAGGAGCAGCUUCAAAGAAGCACGAUGAGUUUAGCUCGAAGUGCUGAUGAUGAAUAUUACGUUCCUUAUGAGGACAUAACAGCCAGGACUAACUUCCCAGAAAGCUGGCUAUGGCAGACGAUUUCUCUUCCAAAAACCCGUGGCAGAAAUGGCCUUGCAUCAAAGGACAUAGUUCAACAUGUUAAAGACUCGAUCACUACCUGGGAAAUACAAGCUGUCAGUGUGAGUCUGACAGAAGGAGUGUGUAUUGCCGAACCCUAUGAAUUGACAGUAAUGAAACAGUUUUUCAUUGACCUUCGACUUCCAUACUCAGCUGUGCGCAAUGAACAAGUGGAAAUUAGAGCAAUCCUCUACAAUUACCAUAAUACUAGAAUUCAAGUUCGUGUGGAGUUUCCUUACAAUGAGAACUUGUGCAGCAAUGCAAAACCAACAAAGCGAUACCUUGCUAAAAUCACUAUUCCUGCAAAAUCAUCCACUGUGGUGCCUUAUGUUAUAGUUCCAUUGACAGUUGGAGAAAUCGCGAUUGAAGUCAAGGCCUCAGUUUUGAAUGUAUUUGUGACUGACGGAGUGAGAAAGCCCCUCCGAGUGGUGCCAGAAGGAGUUAAAGUGGAACUCCCAGUGGAUACUUACAUUUUGGAACCCAAAGGUAAAGUGCAAGUGUUUAAUGUUUCCAUCCAAGCCCCAAAAGACAUGGUUCCAAAGACAGAACCAUUAACAUUCAUCAGCGCUCAAGGACAUCUUUUAACUGAAGCUAUUGAAAAUACUAUCGAUGCAUUGAACCUGAACCAUCUAAUCAAAGUUCCAUAUGGAUGUGGUGAACAGAAUAUGAUGAGAAUGACCCCAGUGAUAAUUACUCUGGUAUACCUUGACAAAACCAAUCAAUGGAUGAAGUUGGGAGUGGACCGCAGAGAAACUGCAUUGAAGAAUGUUCAACAAGGUUACAUGCAAGAACUGGCGUAUCGCAAGGCUGAUGGUUCUUUCGCAGUAUAUUUACAUGAACCAUCCAGCACAUGGUUGACUGCCUAUGUGGUUAAGGUGUUUGCAAUGGCACAUAACUUGAUCACAGUUGACUUGGAUGUACUCUGUGGAGCUGUAAAGUGGCUGAUAUUAAACAAACAGAAACCUGAUGGUCAUUUCAAGGAGGAUGCUCCAGUGAUGGCGGGAUCGAUGACUGGAGGAAUCCAGAAAGCACAUGACAACACGCCAUUGACUGCAUUUGUACUGAUAGCAAUAAUUGAAGCUAGAAUUGUUUGCUCACGUCACAUUGCGAGUUAUGAAAACAGUAUCAAGAAAGCAGCAGAUUACUUGGAGCAGCACAUAGAUGGCCUUGAGAGACCGUACGGUGCAAUACUUUCAGCCUAUGCCCUUUCACUCUUGGGUAUAAACAAGGAGGACAUUGUCAUGAAAUUUGCUUCACCAGACAAAUCAUACUGGCCAGUGGCAGGAAGCGUUGACUCUCUGUACACCAUUGAGGCCACAGGAUAUGCCCUUCUGUUUUUCUUGCAGCAGAAGCAGUAUGACCAAGCCAGUAAAUUAGCGAGAUGGCUAUCAAAAAGGAGCGAAUAUGGAGGAGGCUACAGCUCUACACAGGCGACAAUAGUUGCUCUGCAAGCACUGGCCAGGUACAAGACCGAUACACCUCAGUUCAAGGACAUGGACUUGACAGUAGAUCUGGACAUUCCUAGCAGGAGCAGUAAUACUAUUUGGACAUUUAAUACAGGAAGUUUAUUCAAAGGAAGAUCAUUAAAGCUCAAUUCUUUUGAAGAGCUUUCUGUACAAGCAAGUGGGGAAGGACAAGGAACACUAAAAGUUUUCACAACUUAUUAUGCAUUGCUGUCCAAAGAAUACAAGCAAUGCAAGAAUUUCAAUUUGACGAUAAAUGUUGAAGAGGCUGAGGAAGCUAAGCGACCUGAAGACGCUCAGAAUACUCUCCUGAUAAACAUCUGUGCACGAUAUCUCAGUGAAACACCAUCCUCAAUGGUUAUCUUAGAUAUUUCUAUGCUAACUGGAUUCUCUCCAGAUAUCAAUAAUCUUAGUCAGCUAAAAAAUGAAAUCGAGAAUUAUAUAUCAGGAUUUGAAGUAGACAAAGCAUUAUCCACCACAGGAUCACUCAUCAUUUAUUUAAAUUCGGUAUCAAAUAUCGAAGAUACUUGUGUUGGAUUUAAUGUGCACCAGUUCUACAAAGUUGGACUCAUUCAACCAGCCUCUGUCAAGAUCUAUGAAUAUUAUGAUACAACAAAGAGUUGCACUAUGUUCUACAAUGUCCCCGGGAACAGUAGUAUGCUUCACAAAAUCUGCCAGGGUGAUGUGUGCAAAUGUGCUGAAGGAAGCUGUGUUUCGAUAAAGACAAAGCAAGACGACCAUACAGCUCGUAAUGACAUGUCGUGUGCCUCAGGAACUGAGUAUGCUUACAAAGUGACAUUUCUUGAGAAGAGCAAGAGAGAGAGUUACAUAGACUACGUAAUGAAAAUUCUGACUCCUAUCAAAGAAGGCGAUGAUCGAAUCACUGAAGGGGAAACAAGAAGACUGAUCACACAUGCCAGCUGUGGGGAUAUAUUUAAUGUGGAACUGAACAAAGAUUAUCUAAUAAUGGGAAAGAGUACUGAUCUAUGGUACAGUGAGGAAAAAAUGAGCUAUCUAAUUGGAGAAGACACUUGGGUGGAAAUGUGGCCAAAUGAGGCAGAAUGCCAACAGAUGAUGUACAGUGAACUGUGUGAAGAAUUAGCGGUGUUUUUGGAAAAUCUUCAGGUCUUCGGGUGCUCAACUUAAUUACUUUACAGCUUAAAAUAGUUUGAGAAAAAAAUACUUGUGCCCAACAACUUUCAAUUAAGCUAAAUACUUCUCUUAAAAUGUCAAAAAUGAUUUUGAUUCUCUUCACUGCAAAAAUUUGGAGGAAUGAUAUUCAGCAUUGUAUCCAAUGCAAAUUAGUUUAACAGUAUCUUUUGGAUCGUAAAAUUCACCCUUAGUCAUAAUAGAAUGCCAAUAAGUGGUUGGUUUUCUGUAAAAGAUUACGAAGUGUGUCUUUACGAUGGUGUUUAAAUGUCUGAUAUUUACAGCAUUGAUAUGGUUGCACUUCGCAGAAUUGUGUUUGUGAUCUUAUAUUGAGAUGUGAUUGGUUAAGAAUAUGGCAUGAAAAGGCUUUUUAAUCUCACUGAAUGUAACAUGGUAUUCUCAAAUUGUCCCAUGCAGAUUGGUACCCAUUUACUUUUUAAUUUCAUUCAGCAUUCUCAAUUGCUUCUUGUACUGAGUGGACCAUUUCAAAAGGCAUUAAGAGUCAACUAUAUUACUGUGCAUCUAGACUCGCAUUCGGCCAAUCCAACUAAACGGCAAAACAAAAUGUUGGAAAUACUCUGCAGGUCAAGCAGCAGUUGUGGAGAGAAAAGCAGAGUUCCUAUUUCAGGUUGAUGACUUUUUGUCAGAACUGGGAAAAGAAAACAAGUGUGUUUCAAGUUGAAGAGAAGAAAGGGAAUGCUUGUCAUUGGGUGGAGCUCAAGAGGGAGUGGGUGACACCAAUGGUUCUGUCUGAGAGAGCUGGGUUAAUCAAAGCUGAGCUGUAAAUAAAUGGAGAAAAUGAGAAUGGAGGGAGGAAGGGCGACUGCUGAAACUGUGAGAUACGGCAUACACACGUUGCUGGAAAUCCAAAAAAAAGACUGCUGGAAGUUCUCAGCAGCUCUGGGGAAUAUUUAUAGAGAAGAAUAAACUGAGUUAGCAUGUUAAUGACAUCACAUCUGAUCUGAGCAGUUCAGACACAAACAGGAAAAGUUGGUCAUCUGCAACUGUUAAAUUCUGCACCCCUCAGAAAUCAAUGCAUUGUGCUUGGAUGGAAGAUGAGAUGCUAAUCAGAUGCUCCUGAUUCUUGUUUCAGAUUUCCAGCAUCUGCAGUUUUAAUUUUGCUCUUAGAUUAUAGCUGAACGGUAGAUUAACUUCCCUGAAGAACACUGACAAACCGGAUGGAUUAUAUCAACAAUCCAGUGGAUUAAUGGUCACCAUUGCUGACACCAAAUUUUAUUCCACACACAGUUACUUGAAUUUAAAUUCUCCAUUUUUCAAAGUAGGAUUUUAAUGUGUUUGUCUGGACCAUUGAUCCAUAUUUUUGGAUUACUAGUCUUAUAACAUAAACACCACGCUGCCGUCCUCUAAAUUAAUUCUUGCUUAGAACAUGUACUCGUUAAAAAUAUUCACAAUG
This is a messenger RNA of Pristis pectinata (smalltooth sawfish), 6444 nucleotides long. Its product is annotated as complement C3-like. Bases 81 to 5027 code for a protein of 1648 amino acids. Gene Ontology annotation, molecular function: protein binding; endopeptidase inhibitor activity. Gene Ontology annotation, cellular component: extracellular region. Lineage: Eukaryota; Metazoa; Chordata; Chondrichthyes; Rhinopristiformes; Pristidae. The transcript has 41 exons. The record is from RefSeq and is a predicted model, not a curated record.